UCAUUUUCGUCGGAAUUGUACGUAACACGUUUUUGCUUUAAGUCGUCGAUACGGAGUCCCUGUCGUCACUGUAACCGACCUACAUAUGCCCUUAUUCACAAGCAAUUCUUCAUGAAUUCGAGACAAUCGAAAACCGAAACCCCGUUCGGCACAUUGUUGGACAGCCUAAACAGUUUCGGCGGUAUUUGUAUGUGCGACUCUAUUACGUACCAUGCAUACACCAUUGUCGGACUGUUUCGAUCAGCUGUUGAGAAUCAAUUUCUAAAACGAGAUAUCCAUCGCAUAUUUGCGUAUUGUCAACACUCCAACACGGAGACGGUUGCGACCCGCGGGUGACUCGACACGUUUUUCUUUCGAUUUUGGUAUUUUCCCCUCCAGCUAAUUCAAACAAUGUCGAACAAUCGGAUAAUGUGCGCGCAAACCGACGUUAAGCGUUUUCAUACGAACACGACGAGCUUGGAGUGUUCAUUGUUUUUUUCCAUUUUCUGGACGAUCACAAAAAGAAAUAAUAAUACAGCACAGUCAUUCGCCAAUAUGGACUUAAUUACUUAUUUCUUCAAUGGCAGCGCGUCCUUGAAUCUCAUCGGUCGUAUAGUGGUCUUCUUCGGUUCUAUACGUAUAGUAUGUAUUAAUGCACGUAUACACUUGUACGAUGAUAUACAGAGCGCGCACAAAUCUGUUUGGAAGACUUUCGAUGACGGAAUGUAACUGAAAGUCAUCGUGCAAAUGUAAGCGUUAUUCACAAACCCGGUGUUCGAAACUCGAUGGCACUAAUAUUUAAACGGACAUUUGUAUGAUUAAUAACGUCCAAACCGAGAAGUGGCUGCGAUACGGUCAUCGCGGUUGAGGAGAUGACAUCGUGAAAAAAAAAUAUAAAAUAUAAUAAAUUCAUUUCCUCGGUCAUUUCUAUUGUCAUACCGUUUUGUACUAAUUUGUUAUGCGAUAUUCGUGCGGUAACAAGUGUAAUUACCGUUGUGCCAGGCUAAUUUUGUGUAAAAUAUAAGACCCGGUCGCGCGUGUUGCACGAGCGCAGUGUCGCGCGGACGGAUCGACGGAAAUCACAUUGAUAGUUUGGCGACCGCACAAAUGGUCAACUCGGAAAAAUGUCUGCGAAUCGUCGUCUCUCUGGCGAUCACGUUUUGUGCCACGUGCGAUCACGCUCGAUGCUUGGAAGCCAUGGAACAAAUCAAAGGGCUCGGGUAUCCGCUGAAAACGUAUCAAAUAUGGACCGUCGACAAGUAUCGGCUGGGCCUGGAACGUAUACCGUAUGGCAAACACGGCUACGGCGUGAUCGGCGCACCGGUACUGCUGUUGCACGGCCUGUACUUGUCAUCGGCCAUAUUCGCCAUCAACAAUUCGUCACUGAGUUUCGUUUUAUCGGAUGCCGGUUUUGACGUAUGGCUCUUUAACGCCAGAGGUGCGGGUUUGUCUAGAAAACUCAGCAUUUACAAAACACCAAGAUCAAGGCCAAAAAUGAAUAGAAUUUCAUGGGAUUUCAGUUUUCAUGAAAUGGGCGUGUACGAUAUGACUGCUGCUGUAGAUUUUAUCCUAAAAACGACGGGAUACUCAAAACUGGACGUUGUGGGCUAUUCCUUAGGAACAACCAUAGCCCUAGCAUGCCUGACUGAUAAACCAGAAUAUAAUUCUAAGAUCAACAAGCUUGUUCUCAUGGCUCCGACGUCGAGACUGAAAUCAGCCGGACCGCCAAUCAAUAUUUUCAAACAGUUUUCAAAAAUAGUGACUGUUUUACUAGGUGGAUUUGAUUUUUUUCCGUACACGGAGGACCCAGACACUACGUAUCGAUUGAUCAGACGAUUGUGUUCAAACAAAAGCGUAUUUAGAUAUUGUAAAACAUUCAUUGAUUUGGCACAUGGGAUCGAUUUACCGAUUACCAAAGACACAGUUUUAGAAAUAGCUUCUGAAUUUCCUCAACCUAUGUCUUCUAAGUUAUUGAAGCAUAUGCUGCAAUUGUUAACAUCUGGAAGAUUUUGUCAUUACGACUACGGGCCUUCUGGAAAUUUAAAACGUUACCAUACGAUAACGACACCCGAUUACGAUCUAUCCAAGGUCACGGCGCCUACGUACAUUGUACACUCCAAGAACGAUACUCUAGUUUCUCCUAAGGACGUUAAAUGGCUCAUUACUCAGUUACCAAAUGUAAAGGAUGUGAACUACAUUGAUAAAAUACCGUUUGGCCACCUCAGCUUUUCUUUGGGCACGAACAUGAAGGAAGUUGUGAACUCGUACAUAGCAAACAAAUUGUUAGAUAACGAUUUAUAGAUUGUAAUACUAUUUUAUAAUCAAAUGUGAAUAAAGCGAAGUAUUGAUAUUCUCGACUAAUUUCAAA
Sipha flava (yellow sugarcane aphid) is the source of this 2347-nucleotide messenger RNA. Its product is annotated as gastric triacylglycerol lipase-like. The record is from RefSeq and is a predicted model, not a curated record. NCBI's taxonomy places the organism in Eukaryota, Metazoa, Arthropoda, Insecta, Hemiptera, Aphididae. Gene Ontology annotation, molecular function: hydrolase activity, acting on ester bonds. The coding region runs from base 1087 to 2280 and encodes 397 amino acids. The transcript is spliced from 9 exons.